Molecule: messenger RNA, 450 nt
Organism: Parnassius apollo (apollo)
Lineage: Eukaryota; Metazoa; Arthropoda; Insecta; Lepidoptera; Papilionidae
Source: the annotation of a GenBank genome assembly
AUGGUUGGGGAUGCGGCUCCUCAGGCGACAAACCAGCAUCCACGCGUGGAAGCCGCCAUGGAUCUUCCAGUUGUGGUUGAUUCGGACGAUGAUGACACGGUCUCCCACGAACUGUGGCAAAUGAGAAGUAUAUUGGAAGAGGCGGUCUUGGAAACGCGCAGCAUGCCCCUCAAUAAUCGACCGCGACUUCCCCGAAUACCCCUAAGCAAGCGAAAUUGGGCUGUCGUGAGGGCUCUUAUCCCAAUGCUGGUAACCCAUUUGGAAGCCAGCCGGGACCUUUGCGAGACGGACUCAAUUCUUUUUGGCGCCGCACUAGCAGUUUGCCGUAUUAUUGGCGCCAAACUUCCCAUGGCUGGACGCGCUACUAAACAAAGUAGCGCCAUCCCAGCCUGGAGAAAAAAAAAAUUGAGGACCGUAUCGCAAAGGCAAGGGCCCUUAUCGGCAGACUGA